Molecule: messenger RNA, 570 nt
Organism: Quercus lobata
Lineage: Eukaryota; Viridiplantae; Streptophyta; Magnoliopsida; Fagales; Fagaceae
Exons: 2
Coding region: 1-570 (189 amino acids)
Source: RefSeq, a predicted model, not a curated record
AUGGCAGGAGAGCCUAAGAGAUGCAACCCGAACCUUUAUUAUCACUAUCAUCAGGAUCAUGGGCACAUGAUGGAAGAUUGCGGGAAUUUAUGGGACCAUUUGAAACAGCUGGUCCGAGAGGGGAAAUUGAAGCAACUCUUGUAUCAUUCCAAUGGUAGGGUAGGCCAGGUUGGCUCAGAGAUGCAUGGGGACACUUCUUUAAGACUCCCCCUUAGCAUAAUAAACGUUAUUUUUACCGCCUCAGGGAAGAUUGGAUCUUGUUCUUCUAGGGUACUGUCGAUGUUCCGACUUCCAACCGAGGAGCAUUGCCAAGCGUCAAAAAGAGCCAAGGUGGACAUCCCCUUGAUUUUGGGCUUUUCGGAUGAGGACAAGGUUGGAACUAUACAGCCCCAUGAUGAUGCUCUGGUGGUCAUGUUGAGAAUUGGUGGGUACGAUGUAAAAAGGAUGAUGAUUGAUCAAGGUAGUGCUAUUGAUAUAAUGUACCUAGAUUUGUAUAAAAGGCUAGGUUUGAAGCCUGAGGACUUGGCAGCCUACAGUUCCCCUCUGGUUGGGGCUAAACUGCCUUUGUAA